CAGGAUAAAAGCACGGGAUGAGUGUUGCAGAUGUGACCUAUACGGGGCGGAAAGGAAACAGCAUCAGAAGUGCUCGCUCGCUCGGACACGGAGCGUGUUUGUCGCUCGCGUCGCUCCGCGAGGCAUGGCAGUGGAGUCGCUGGCGGAAGGGCGCGAGGAACGGAACGAACAGGAAGCGUCUGUUUCGCGAGCGGAUUCUUGCUCCGCGAUUACUCUUCCGCGCGCAGCCACAGCCGCGAGGAAGCGCCCGAGGAGAGCAGAGGGAACGUCCCCGAACGCGCACUCACCAACAAGGCAAGUUUUCUCCUGCUGAGAAGAACACGCCGGGGUCGGCCAGGGCAAUGUCGGUGCCCUCGGCCCAAGAAUUCCACUGGCAGAGCUUGGCCCGCCUGUCCAGCAGCCGUGUCUACCACUCGCUGGCUGAGGUCGGGGGUCAGCUCUACAUGCUGGGGGGAUGUGAUGCGGCAGGAAGACCCACCAGCUACCUGGAGCGCUACUCACCGGAGGUAGACCAGUGGGUCAGCCUAUCCCCAAUGCCCACUGCCAGAGCCGGAGCCGCAGUAGUCGUCUUAGGCAAGCAGCUUCUGGUGGUGGGAGGCGUGGGGAAGCAACAGCGCCCCCUGAAGGCUGUGGAGGUGUACAACACAGAGGAGGGCAAGUGGAGGAAGAGGUGCUCAUUGAGGGAGGAACUGAUGGGACUUGCCAUCACUGUUAAAGAUGGCAGAGUUUUUGCUGUUGGGGGAAUGGGACCAGACCUCAUGCCCAGAAGUGUUCUACAGCAAUACGACCUUCGCAAGGACGUCUGGGCCCUCCUGCCCCCAAUGCCCACACCUCGCUAUGAUACCAGCAUCUGCCUUCAGGGAACGAAGAUAUAUGUAGCAGGCGGGCGUCAGUGUAAGCGCACUGUGAAAGCCUUGGAAGUCUUUGACAUGGAUAGCCGUGCCUGGUCGUCCUUACCCAGUCUGCCCUGCAAAAGGUCCUACUCCGGAGUGCUGUGGGACAGCAUGGGGCGCCUCUGCUGGCUGGGAGGACUCCGUCAAGGAGGCACCCACCAGAGCUCGAAGUUUACCAGGAACGUUAACAUCUUCGAUCCCAACCAGGGAUCUUGGCUGGGGUCUGAAGACACCAUCUCCAUGAAGACCAAGCGUGCAGAUUUUGCAGCGGCCAUAGUGCGGGGACGGAUGGUUGUAGCAGGGGGACUAGGUCAUCAGCCCUCUGUGCUGGACACUGCUGAGGCGUUCCAUCCUGAGAAAAGGAAGUGGGAGUGCCUGGCUCCUAUGGCAACACCCCGCUGCUCCGCCUCCACCAUUGUGAUCCGUGAUCGCCUGUUGGUGGUGGGAGGUGUCAAUCAAGUCCCAAGCUCUGCCCAUGAGAUUCUUUAUGUGAAGGAAGAGGAAAAUCUUUAGCUAUUCCCGUCUGUAGCCUGAGAAGAGUUGCCUUCAGUGAGCCGUUAGAGUGCUAAACAAGCUUGCCUGUUUUAGAGUAUUUCACAUGCUAUAUUUGUCAAUAGGAAAUGAUAACAUCACCCAGAAGGGUCUUGUUCUACCUGUUAAAUAACAAAGCACAAAGUCUCGUGGGGACAUUGUUUUCUGUGCCAAAUCAUAGCUGUAGUCUAUCUUACGCAGCACACGCAGGAAAAGACUGCACGCUCACGGCAGACUAUACCCUCUGCCUCAUGACAACAUACUGAAUACUGUAGAUGUAGGCAAAGCAUGUGAGGUUUUUAGAAGAGGCAUACAUGUAUUUUCAUGAGUUCUUCUGUGGUCGACUACUGUUCCCCAGAAAGUGUCUUCAGAGGUGUUUGCAGGGUAUUUUUGUAGCUUUACACUAAAUUGUCAGGUUGCCACUGCUCUCGAUUCUAGUCGAACUACGGUCUGGAGUAUUUCAGCAAAGUGACAUUGUUUUCUCACAAAGUGACUUUUGUAGCCAGAAUAAGUGCCCAGUCGAGGCAUCUUAACUCCUUCUUCUUCAUCAGCUGUGUGUGUGCCUGCAGCGUGUUAAAGUGUGUUGUAAUGAAAUGUGCAUUUGCUCCACAGGACGUGAUUAUCGGACUGUUCCACACUUUUCUCGUCAUCUCGUGAAAUAUGUCUGUUUGAUUCACACAAUAUGUCUAAGGAAUGCCUGUGCCAAGUAAUUUAUAUUAAAUCGUUAUGUAACGAUGUAAAUGUUGAUGG
Molecule: messenger RNA, 2174 nt
Organism: Electrophorus electricus (electric eel)
Lineage: Eukaryota; Metazoa; Chordata; Actinopteri; Gymnotiformes; Gymnotidae
Gene: klhdc8a
Product: kelch domain containing 8A
Molecular function (GO): protein binding
Source: RefSeq, a predicted model, not a curated record